Molecule: messenger RNA, 3987 nt
Organism: Suillus paluster
Lineage: Eukaryota; Fungi; Basidiomycota; Agaricomycetes; Boletales; Suillaceae
Product: rab-GTPase-TBC domain-containing protein
Exons: 5
Coding region: 91-3834 (1247 amino acids)
Source: RefSeq, a predicted model, not a curated record
CCCUUAGACUCAUUCUGUCAUCUUUGUCAUUUCUUUAGCAGAGGCUAGCCAGCCAGGAAUAAUGCCAAGUUUCAAUUGGAAUCAAAGCGAAUGACUUCACAAGCCGCGCCCGUCACUACCCCCGUGCAUUUGCACCCUCUAUCUCCAAACGAAAUAUCGUCCCGAGGGCGUAGAACACGUGGAGCUCAGGAUGUAGACGAAACGCGGUCUCCUAGCAAUUAUUUUACUCUUAAAGCUCAGUCAGAGAAACUUGCGGAACCGGAAAGCAAGAGCGCCAAUAACAAGGCAAAUUGGGAGGGCAGCGUUCGCGGAUUUGGGAAGCCUGAUGCGACCAGUGCAGAAUUAGUGACAGAUCGUGGGGCAUCUUCCAGCUCCCUUUCGGCACUUUGGGAGAGACCAAUGCAUCAAGCGCCGCGAUUUAUCAUUGGACCACCUUUUGAUACCAAUUUCCUUGUUCCUCCAGGCUCACUUCCUCCAAGAACUACUCUCCCAGAUGGCACUUCCGAAGUGUCUUCGUCAAUCACAACACAAGUACUUGCCAAUAAGUGGCACGAGUACUCAGAUGAGGCCAUCCAGGCCGCAAUAUCCAGACUUGCUGUCGCAGAGUCUCCGUCAGAUGUUGACACUCAUCCAUACCACUCCGCACUUCGUGUGCUUUCAUCCGCUCUUCACAGUUUGUCAAGAGCCAGAAUAGAGCUUGAAGAACAUAGAAAGUUAUUGCAACAAAAGGAGGCAGCGCGCAAAGAGCGUGCUGAAUCUUUGCUAUCAGAGCUGCAGCCCUCCGAACGAGAGGUGGCAAAACGGGUCAUUCAAUCAAUCUUCACCGACGACGACGAGAUACGCCAUCGAGUUCAGCGUCGGGGAAGCCUUUCUUCACUCAAGACAUCGUUGACGGAAGCUAUCGAAGAUGACACUCUACUUUCACGCAGCGUUCCGGAUGAUACCGUGACUCCCUUAGCAUCGACUCAGCUUGGCACAUCUGCGCAAUUGCCUCAAACAAGUGAAACGGCAACCGUUGAACCAGAGGAAACGGCCGAUAGGAUAGGGUCAAUGGCACCUGAUAAAUCGGUGGCCAUGUUAGUCCCCGAAUCCAUUGUACUGCCCGUUACCAGGGUUGCCGAGAUUGUCUCAGAGCCUCCAGCUCCUGUUCAUCACGCAAGGCAUGAAAGAGCGACUUGGAUGGGUACCUGGUGGCAGAAAGGGAAACCUAAACAAACCCGUGCGCUGAACACAACUUCCGUGAAGGAAACUCCUCAAGCUCCUGGAAAACAACCAUCUCGAGACUCAUCCCCACAUUCAGAACCCCUUUCUCCCCCUACCCUACCUAGUCUUUCGCGCAGGAAAAGCAGUAGAAGCGUCUUCGAGAGCUUGGGUAUUUCUAUACUCAAUCCUACUGUACCAUCAUCCUCUACGACGAAACCACCAUCAAAUCCGAAACCUGUAGCAGAGCCGUCAUUCAAAGCACGCAUAGAUGGCACAAAGUCUUCUGUGAGCUCUUCACCUGUGUUGAGCACGUUUUCUGCUCCUGCGCCUGUUGCACCGCAUUUAGCAACUGUUGGAGAAGUCUCUGAUCUAAGAUCAGAGAGUUCCACUACCUCUCCCUCAUUGACGGAGGAAAAGCCGCCACAAGGCGCAUCACUCCGCGCCAUUGCGCAUGCUACUCGAGUUAUGACCUCGGAUCCAGGUAGCAUCCUGACUGAUCAAGGCCGAGAAACAAGUCCUUUGAUUGCCAAACUGGCCCUAGAGCUUGUCAGGCGUGCCCGGGACGAGCAUGUGUCAUUCCGCGAGCCUCAGAAGCCCCGAGAGAAGAGGGAGCAUAGACCAAGUAAGGCUGAGAUGGGAGAGCAGAUAAUAGCGCACGCAACCCUCAGUCCUAUCGAGGGCACAGAUGCAAGUACGGCUCUGAACCGCACGUUGACCACUCAAGGCAAAUCCGUCCGUAAAUCCAGGUCGCGGACAGCAAAUAUGAUUUCACCGUUUACAUCGCCUAUCUUCGGUUCUUUCAUGCCGCAGCAGAAGAAAUCCUUACCUAUUGCGGAGGCCUCGAAAACAACAAGCGAGGGCACGACGUCCACCAUACGAUCGGGUAAUAAUCCAGUGCAACAGCAACAGUCUGCGAAUAAACCAGGCUCGGUCCCCCUAGAGUCCAUCAUACCCGCGACUGCGAAGCCGCCGACUCAUUACCUUUCCCGCACAUACACUCCUCUCACUGCUCCAGACUUUCACUUUACCAUCCCUCUUCCUACCACCGCAUCUCGGUUCACAAUUUACCGCGACGACGAAAGCAAGCAACCUCUUACGGAUCGCUAUGGCUUCAUUUAUGAUGUCUCGCAGUAUGACGUCUUGCUACUCAUCCGGGCGAAGGAAUGCGGCAACACAGCUCCCGCAUGCCUGACCGGCGUCAAAAUUGCUGACCGCAAAGAAAGUAAUUCUUGGUCAGACGAUGAUGAAGACGACCGGAAGGAUGUGAUUAAGAUCGUAAAGGAAUCAUGCAGUUGCGGUGGAGAAGGCAAUCCAUUGUCGCCGGUUCCAUCUGGUCCUUCUAAUGGCAAGGGAGUAUCAUCAUCAUCCCCUCCAGAUAGCAGCAGUGCUUCGCGCCGUUCUCGCGCUGGCUCAGCGUCAUCUUCUCGGCCCCGCUCCACUACUGUCACUUCUAUGGCUGCGCCACCUGCUGUCUUCGCGCUUCAUUCUAGUGCCGCGAUUCUGGUUGUGACCCAGUCCACGCCUCGUCAUGUCUGCGCUAAUGUUAUCCGACAUCUUCUCGAUGACAUGACCAAGAUUCACGAUCAGAACCAGGGUGCCAAGAGGAAAGAGUGGGAUGUCUUUGUGAAACAACGCAGCAAAGUCAAGUUACCCAAGAAUGUCCUACCUGCGGUCAUGAACUCUGGAGGAGGUGCUGCCGCUCUUCUUGGCUUGGGCACUUCAGUCGAGGAAGAAGAAUUAUCGCAUUCAGAGGGCCUCAUUGGCUUUGCUCAACUGGGCCUGUCGUCAAACAAGGACGAGAGGAAAGAGUUUGAUCGGUUGGUUCGAGGGGGCAUACCCCUAGUUUACCGCUCCAAGCUCUGGCUGGAGUGCAGCGGAGGCUUGGAUAUGCGCGAACCUGGCAUUUUUGGCGACUUGCUGGCUCAUGUUGACGGGGACGACUUGGUUUGUGUGGAAAUCGAGAAGGAUGUUGGUAGGACUAUGCCGCUGAACGUCUUCUUUGGAGGUGACGGUGCCGGGGUUGACAAACUUCGUCGCGUACUCAGAGCAUAUAGUCGUCGCAACCCUGCUGUAGGGUAUUGUCAGGGUAUGAACCUGGUGACUUCCACUUUGUUGCUAGUACAUGCCGAUGAAGAAGAGGCGUUCUGGGUGCUCUCAGCCAUCAUCGAACGAUUACUUCCGGAAGAUUUCUUUUCGCCUUCGCUUUUACCAUCUCGUGCAUGUCCUCUGGUCCUCCUUGAAUAUGUACAGGAGACCAUGCCUAAACUUUACAUGCAUUUGACCGCCCUCGGCGUCGACCUUCCAGCCAUCUGCUUCUCUUGGUUUUUAUCGCUCUUCACAGAUUGUCUUCCAAUAGAGACGCUUUUCAGGGUAUGGGACGUCUUUUUGGUUGAUGGACUCGAUGUCCUCUUCCGUGUCGCCCUCGGCAUCCUUCGCAAUAACGAACAAGAACUGCUGCAAUGCGAAUCCAACUCUGCCGUUUAUGUCUCUUUAGAGAACCUGCCUACCAGGAUGUGGCAGUCCGAUAAACUACUCCAGCUGGAGCUCGACCUUAGAAACACGAUCUCACAUGCUGAUCUCGUCAGGAGACGGGAAAUGCACGUUGUUGCGCUCAAACAUCUUAUGGCAUAGCUGUUGUCUCUUCUAAGUCUUUUACUGUUAUGCAUCAGGACACUAAGUAAUAUCAGCACAUUACGCAUCGCUUUGAAUACAGUCCAGACGCUCUGAGAGCAUUUUUUGGUGGCUGUUGUAUUUAAACCGAGAGACGUUAGGACCCUUAGUUCC